CGACUUUUUUUUUUUUUUUGUCCGUUUCCUCAGUAUCUGACUUCUGAUUCAUGUAUCAGUCUGCAGUGAUUUGGGAUUUAGCCUCGCUUGCUAGCUAGCCUGAGAGAUAAAGGUUAGCACCUAAGCUAAGUGUGUUGGACAGUUUGCCGUUUGAAGAAAAAGGUGCUGAAAAUGUCCAAAGUACAAAUGUUGAGAACGUUGGUGAAGCAGCGACUGAAUGCGGCUGCUGAAGAGAUAUUUGGCCUUUACGAAAGAACCAUAGCAGAGUAUGAGGAGGAACUUUGUCGUUCAAAAGAGGAGAACGACCGACAGCGGAAACUGCUGGAGACCGUUUUCAAACCUGAAGCCCACAAACAAUCAGCAGCUGUGCACCAAAUGUUGAUGUGUAAAGAAGAAACUUCCCCUCAGCAGCAGGAGUGGAGCACCAGUCUGGACCAAGAGGAGCCAGAUCCACCUCACAUUAAGCAGGAAGAGGAUGGACUGCCCACUCAUCAUGAAGAAAAAACACUUCAGAGGCCGCUGGAGGUUCAUAGCACUAAUGUCCCCGUAAUUGUUGUGCACAUAAAUAGUAAAAAUUAUGAAAAUCAACCUCAGUCCUCACAUGAUCAUCAAAACCAAGUUGAUGACGAGCGAUGGCAAUUGCCAGCAUGCAGCAGCUCCAAUGAACUGAUAAAAGGAAGAGAAGCUGAAGAGGACCUUAGAGAAUCAGAACCAGACUGUAAUUUAGAUCCGGAUGGUCAUUUGCAACCAGAUACUGAAAACAAGAUUUCCAUUUCUUCUAAAACUGAGACCGACAAUAGUGAUGGCAAUUGGAAGGAGGCCAUGGGCCAGAACCUAUGUUUCACAUCUCUGAAAAAUCUUGAAAUUCCUUUAAGUGACGUGAUGUAUAAUGCUGAAGAGAAACAUUUUAGCUGCCUGGACUGCGGUAAAACAUUUGACCGCAAGGACAGUCUGACGAGACACAUGAGAAGUCACACAGGAGAGAAACCAUACAGCUGUUUGGUUUGUGGCGAGAGAUACACUCAGUGGUCACACUUAAAUUACCAUGUUAGAGUUCACACCGGAGAAAAGCCUUUCAGGUGUUCAGUCUGUGAGAAAGCUUUUCAAGUCGUCAGUGCUUACAGACGCACAUGA
Thalassophryne amazonica is the source of this 1134-nucleotide messenger RNA. Its product is annotated as zinc finger protein 180-like. NCBI's taxonomy places the organism in Eukaryota, Metazoa, Chordata, Actinopteri, Batrachoidiformes, Batrachoididae. The record is from RefSeq and is a predicted model, not a curated record. Bases 172 to 1134 code for a protein of 320 amino acids. Gene Ontology annotation, cellular component: nucleus. The transcript has 2 exons.